Seminavis robusta is the source of this 750-nucleotide messenger RNA. Lineage: Eukaryota; Bacillariophyta; Bacillariophyceae; Naviculales; Naviculaceae. The record is from the annotation of a GenBank genome assembly.
AUGACGACUGUCAAGCGCCCCAACCAAGAGCACCACUCAGCGGUAAUUCGUGUUGUCUUAUUGCUUGUGGCAGUGCUGGGUGCAGCCUUUCUUCUUUUCAAGCAUGACCCCUACACCCAACCUGUCUCCGGUGUCAUCAAAAAGGCAGAGUCCACGCUGCGCCAGAGGAAACAAGAAGCAAAGACAAGCCCCACACAAACCAAUGCACCACUGGCAUCGUCUGGAAGAACCUUUGUCAUGGAUUUGGCAGGAUUGAAGGAGGGGAAAACAGGUAAAAUUGUGAUCAAAACGCGUCCUGAGUGGGCACCACUGGGCGUCGAACAAUUUCAUCAUUUGAUGGAUGCUGGCUUUUACAAGGAUAAUCGCUUCUUUCGGGUGGUGAACAAUUUCGUGGUUCAAUUUGGCAUUCAGAGUGUGCCAGGGAAGUUUCCCAAAGAACCUCCCAUCAAAGAUGAUCCUGUCAAGAUGACCAAUGAUCGAGGAACAUUGACGUUUGCUACCUCUGGACCCAAUUCACGAACGACCCAGCUGUUCAUCAAUAUCAACAAAAAUGGCAACAAGUUCCUGGAUAAGCAAGGAUUUGCACCUAUUGGAGAAGUGAUCAGUGGCAUGGAUAUUGUUGAUCAGAUAUAUUCAAACUAUGGGGAGUCGCCCAAUCAAGGGAAAAUCCACCUCAAGGGAAACGAGUACCUCAAAGCUGAGUUUCCAGAUAUGUCGUACAUUGCAGAUACAAGAUCACAAGAUGCUUAA